Messenger RNA from Patiria miniata (bat star), 1026 nucleotides. RefSeq lists its product as uncharacterized. The transcript is spliced from 4 exons. Lineage: Eukaryota; Metazoa; Echinodermata; Asteroidea; Valvatida; Asterinidae. The record is from RefSeq and is a predicted model, not a curated record. Bases 1 to 1026 code for a protein of 341 amino acids.
AUGGUCAUUUCUUUGGAGGCCACGGUAUACAGCUUAAGUAAUGCCACAGGAUGGAACAGUGAAAGUACGACCUUUUACCUCGCAAAUCACUUUACCCACAAUCCAAGACUGACGUCGCCUUUCAGCUUCCGCACUCCGCCCAAGGUUCCUUCAUAUUCCGGUGACCUGAUUUCCGUCGACAUGGAGAUAAAUUCAAGCGCCUUUGACACGCAACGUUCUGACGUCCGUACAUCUACACCAAAUAGCCAAUCGCCAACCAAUUCAUCACCAGGAUAUCGAUGGUCAAACAUAUUCACCAUCAGUGGGUCAUUCAUUUUCACCGAGGGGUCACUUCUUUUCACCACGAGGUCAAACCAUGUCCCUAGACGAUCACCCGCUUUACCACAAGGACGAGCCGUGUCACCAGCAGGUCAGCCAUCAUCACAUAGAAGUCAAACUUCAUCAUCAGAAGGCCAGUUCUCAACACCAUCACGACAAGAGGACCGUGGGUCCACUAAGCCUGGUGAUGAGAGCGGUAUCUCUCUGUUCUCGGAGACAAGAUUCAACACAUCAGGUGAGAACAGCGAAGACGAGAAUGAACAGAAAUCGAUUUCAGAUUUCUCAGACGGCUCGUCUUCCAAGCUGAACUGGUCUCUGAGUGCGAGCUAUUCCAGCAGUGCGGCAUCUAUAAGUGACAGUGACAGAGGGCGAUCUUUGAGCGACAACAGCGACGGCAAUUUGUCAUCGGAAGUUUGCGCGACGCGGCGACGUCGGAGGAGAAAUCUUACUCUCUUAAGCUCGUCAACAACUUCGCAAAAUGGCGCACAGGUAAUAUACAGCGCUUCAUAUUUCAGAGACUACGCCGAUGACAAGGGCGCCCUCACAUUCAGUCAAUGCUUGCAGGAAGUCUCGCACAUCCUGGCCGGGGCUCCCGUUGCCAUGGUGACACUACGUGACCAAGCUGCGAUCAGACAUUCACCAAUUAAGUACUACGAUGGUUACCAUCAGUGGCACACCAACAUUGUGAGAGGGAGCUUUGUGCAAUAA